AUGAUGCCGCCAAACGAGACCCGUGAGGAAGCCGCUGCCCGCUUCCAGGCGGCGUUUUGGGAGCACCAAGACGAAAGAACACCCCACAACAAAAACGAUCCAGCGGGCAAGAAAAACACGCACAAGCACUUGCCCACGCGUGCUCAGCUGGCCGAGUGGGUCGACGCGCUGAAGGACGGGACGGAGAUGCAGUUCGCUUCGGGCCAAGAGCGGCACUGGGCGAAGACAUACCUCAGGCUGGAGGGCGAGAACGUCUUCUGGAAGAGCUCGGGCAACGGCGGAGUGCCCGACAUGAAGGUGCUCUGCCUGGAGGAGUGGGCUCUCCGCAUCUUCGACGCCCACGUCGCCGACGAGGCCGUGCAUCGCGGCCGCGAUGCGACGUACGAGUGGCUGCGCGACCCCGCUGCGGGUUGCAAGAAGCCCCAGGACGCCCCUGCCGGCACGGUGCUCUACAAGGCACCGAUGAAAGAGGUCGUCAUGACCUUCAUCAGCGGCUGCCCCGUCUGCAAGGCCAAGUGCAGCAGUGGCAGCAGCAGCAACAGCAAGAAGCGGAAGGGCGCGCCUUCCCCAACCGACGACGACGACAACAACAACAACAAUCAGCGGGGCGCCUCCCCUCAUCCGCAGAAGAAGAGGGCGACAGGACGCAGAGUCCCCGUUGCCCCCGUUGCCCCCGCCGUCCCCGCCGUCCCCGCCGCCGCCCCCGCUGCCCUGGAUGCCCCCGCUGACCUUGCGGGCUUCGCUGACCUCCUCGCCGGCCCUGCUGGCCCCGCUGACUCCGCUGACUUGUUUCAGUGGAAUAACCGGGGUCUCCCAUUCCAGGUUGAAGAGAACUUGCCGGUUCAAGGCAACUUCUCUUAUGACCUGGCUAACGCCGCCCCCGCUCCCGCCCUCGCUCCCGCUCCCGCUCCCGGUCUGGCUCCAAUUGGAGGCUUUCGCCUGGGGGAUGGCCUCAUCGACCCGGCCCUGCUGCAGGUCGGCCCCUACGCCGAGCCGGAGGCCACAGAGUCCCUCCAGCUCGGCAACCCUACUCUCGACUCUGCUCCUGUCCCGUUCGUCCCGCUCUCGGACGAGGAAUUGGGAAUUGAGGUUGACCGUGCCAUUUGGGCUGACUUCCUCAGCUUUCCCAAUAGAGAGCCCGACAUCUCCAAUCUUCAAGAUGUCAACAUUCCCAAUCAAGAGCUCAACUUUUCUAAUGAAGAGUUGAACUCUUCCAAUCUUCAAGAUACCAACUCUUCUAAUGAAGAGUUGAACUUUUCCGGUCUUCAAGAUGCCAGCUCUUCCGAUGAAGAGCUCGACUUUUCCAAUCUUGAAGAAAGCGACAUUAUCGAUUGGGAUUGCUUUACGUCUUAA
This is a messenger RNA of Lasiodiplodia theobromae, 1353 nucleotides long. RefSeq lists its product as uncharacterized. The transcript has a single exon. NCBI's taxonomy places the organism in Eukaryota, Fungi, Ascomycota, Dothideomycetes, Botryosphaeriales, Botryosphaeriaceae. Bases 1 to 1353 code for a protein of 450 amino acids. The record is from RefSeq and is a predicted model, not a curated record.